AUGUCUCUCAAUGGGUUAGAUGAUCCCACUGUCAUCGAGGCCUACCAGUCUGCUCUUGCUGAAGCUGGUGGAUGGUUUUUGCUCAAAUAUGUCAGCCGUGAUACCGUCGCGCUCCUGGCCCGUGGAACGGGGGGAGUCACGGAGAUCAAAAUCACAAUCGAUGGUCAUGAGGAGACGUCCCCUCUUUACGGCUUUCUACAGUAUCGUCGGAGGAAAGUAAUAUUAAAAUAUGUCCCCGAGGGUAUUUCAAGGUUGAUCCAAGCUCGAAUCACUGUCCAAUUCCAGUCUAUAUUGGACAAGUUUUCCCCAAAUGACACUGUGUUCACCCUUGCCAUUUCGUCGGAGUUGACAGAGAGCGCACUCUCCUCCGCCUGUCUGCUCCACGCUGCUUCCGGUUCAAUGACUUCGUCGUCAAGCUCGCUUCGUCGUCGCAGAUUGGGCGAAAUUGCCGAAGAUGCAGAGGAAUGUGCUAGCCCUCGAGAAGAAUCACAUGUUCACCCCGACAAUGGCCAUGGAAAUCGAAGGGAAAGCGUUUUCAGUGUGACUUCGGAUGCCACCGCUGUACCCAGCCAUCAUCAGAACGUCCAGGAAUCGGUCGAUGCCUCCAGAACCGAUACGCAGCGACCGCGGCAAUCUGACCGCUCGGAAUCUGUAGCCGAAAAGCCUUUGCCCACUGUUCCCCGAAGUCGCACUGAAAGCCAGUCAAGUGGUCAUGCGCAAAGGCAUUUCCUAGACUCCCUUACUCAUUCCCCCCCAGAUUCGCGCAAAUCUUCUCAGUCAACUAGACCGUCGCUGAAAGAUUUAGAUUCAAUAAGCUUGUAUCGCCCAAAGGUUAAGCUAGGGCCCCGGCCGUCAAUGGACCCUAGUGGACGACCACGAACUGCAGGAUCGAUAGGUAGAUCCAAUGAUACACGUCCAGUGGCAUCAUUACCUGCGGGCAGGUUAAUGCGGGCGCUGGAGUUACGAAAAAGGCAGAUGGAGAAAAGAGCUGAAACGAAGCAAGUAGUACAAAAAGUGGAUGUUAAAGGUAGCAAUGACAACAUUGAGAUUGUCCAAAUGCAAGUGACUUCGAAACUAGAACAGACUGAAUCUGCCUGCAUGGAAUUGGAUGCAAAGGCCCAACAACAACCCGCUCCUAGCUCCCAUCAACAGCAACACCAGCCAUCUUUAAUUAUUGCCGAGGAGAAAAAACAGACACCCCCAUCGCCGGAUACGUCGAAUCCAGACUCAGCCGUAGACGUUGGAGCAAUAGAACCCAGAGCCACUGAAUCUGCAUCUCCCUCUGUCUCUGUUACGAGUACCGUUUCGUGUGAGGUAGAGGAAAAUCAUUCCUCCCCUAAGAUCUCCGCUACUGCUCCGGAUUCCUCAAAGGACGCUGACAAGGAUGAGGCUUUAGAGGCGUCGGGAGCUAGCCAGAUAUGA
Messenger RNA from Histoplasma mississippiense, 1422 nucleotides. RefSeq lists its product with no specific name. The transcript is spliced from 5 exons. The record is from RefSeq and is a predicted model, not a curated record. NCBI's taxonomy places the organism in Eukaryota, Fungi, Ascomycota, Eurotiomycetes, Onygenales, Ajellomycetaceae. The coding region runs from base 1 to 1422 and encodes 473 amino acids.